AUGCUCAUUGCUAUACUCGAAGCCCUGACAAUCCCAAAGCCCCUGAACCUUAAACGCGAAGCCCGGCUCAAGGAUUUCGGAUUGCUGCGGGACCUUAUUGACCUCUUCGACGCCAUCGACUCGACACGGACGCACUCGGUGCCGGUGGAAGCUGUGGAGCAGUUCCUGUCAGGUGAGAUCAUUACCCAGGGCGAGACGGCCCGACUCCGGCAGCGACGGCAAGCGCGGACCGAUCUGCGUAGUGUCACCCACGCGGCCUGCUUUGCGCAUAACCCCCGGGUGGCCCUGAUCCUCAACCGAAUGCUGGAGGACCGAGCCGAAUGGCAAGUGGCUCUCCCAAGCCACGAUCCAAGGGGCAAGAGGCAUACCAUGGCGAGCCAUGCGUGGAGAGCGCUGGAGCUCAAGAUGGACACACUGGCUGCUACUCUCGAUGAAGAGCUCCACGCUUUGGCACAUGGCGAUGAGCACCUCCUGAGCGAGAGCAUUGAGGCGGCCUGCAACCCCUGGCAUCAUGAUGACUACGUGGAGCGCGUAGAGACGGAGGAAGGCACCAGGGCCCUUUAUUUCAAAUGCGAUCUCGACAAGGGCGGCACCUGCCAAGAGUAUACGGGCUAUGUGAAGAAGCCGGGUUUCUGCCACAACUUGAAGCAGAUGUUGGUGUGCAGACAGGGUGACUACGGCACUGCCUUCAGAGAGUGGGGCGUGCUCCAGCUCUAUGUUGCCGUGAUCGUUGCCAUCAUCGUGGCAGUCGUCGAUGUGAUCGGUGGGUACGUCAACGUCGUGAACGUUACGGUCAACCUGAUUUUGCAGAUCUGCGCAGCAUAUCUCUUCGCCCACCUUGGAUGGUUCGGCGUGGUCAAGAAGGACGGCUGCUUCUGCUGCAUCAUCGCCUGCUGUGAAUGUCCGCCGAUCCUCCUGUUCUGGGGUAUCUUGAUGAUUCUCUGGGGCAUCGGCUCUUUCAGCGUGGCCUUCCAGGGCAUCGGCGAAUGUGCGAUCUGCAUCAUCAAGCCGAUUGUUCAGUUCAUCCAUGCCGUCAUCCUGUUCUACAUGGGAUGGUGCUGCGUGAACCUUUGGAUCCAGCAUGGGAAGGAGAUUCUUCCCCCGGAGGUCGAUGUGACGGGCCCGCAAGGGGAACAGAUCGGCGCAGCAAAGGCUUGA
Messenger RNA from Symbiodinium sp. CCMP2592, 1158 nucleotides. The record is from the annotation of a GenBank genome assembly. NCBI's taxonomy places the organism in Eukaryota, Dinophyceae, Suessiales, Symbiodiniaceae.